Messenger RNA from Carassius carassius (crucian carp), 1722 nucleotides. RefSeq names its product sodium-coupled neutral amino acid transporter 5-like. The record is from RefSeq and is a predicted model, not a curated record. The transcript has 16 exons. Gene Ontology annotation, molecular function: L-glutamine transmembrane transporter activity; glycine transmembrane transporter activity. Gene Ontology annotation, biological process: L-glutamine transport; serine transport; L-histidine transmembrane transport. The coding region runs from base 228 to 1661 and encodes 477 amino acids. Lineage: Eukaryota; Metazoa; Chordata; Actinopteri; Cypriniformes; Cyprinidae.
UCUCUUUCUCUAUCUAUCUUUAACCGUCAUCUGUCUGUAUUAGAUGACAUACUCAAGAACCAUCUAGGAGUAUCAAACCCUCAUUUUUCUCUCUAUAUAUAUGUUGGGUGAUCUAUUUGUUGCCUACACUGAAGAUUAUUAAUUAAAGAAUUAAAAGAUUGUGUUUACAGAGCUUGACCUUACAGACAGUGUUCUUUGGAGGAUUGUUAAGUGCUGUACAGUCUAAAAUGGAACUUCAGAAAAUGUCAAACGGUCACCAUGAUCUCAGCCCUAGCAGAAUUCCAGAGAAUGGAUUUGAUGCCCUUGAAAACAUGACAGAUGGGGAUAACUUCCUCCCCAACAAAAGCAAUGGAAAGACAGAGACUCCGUUUACAGAUUUCGAGGGAAAGACUUCCUUCAGAAUGUCUAUUUUCAACCUCAGUAAUGCCAUUAUGGGCAGUGGAAUUCUGGGACUGGCUUACGCAAUGGCCAACACCGGAAUCAUCCUUUUUGUAAUCCUGUUGAUUCUCAUCGCUAUCCUCUCUGCCUACUCCAUUCACCUGCUUCUGAAGACUGCAGGCGUGGUUGGCAUCCGUGCAUAUGAACAGCUCGGGUACCGUGCAUUUGGUCCACCAGGGAAGAUCUUAGCAGCAUGCAUUAUAACACUGCACAACAUCGGAGCAAUGUCCAGUUACCUGUUUAUUGUGAAGAUCGAGUUACCUUCAGUUAUUCAGGGUCUUAUGAAACUGCCAGAUAACUCAACUUACUGGUUUGUUGAUGGGAAGUGUCUCAUCAUUAUUGUUAGUGUCGCCAUCAUUCUUCCUCUGGCUUUUAUGAAACGACUUGGGUAUCUGGGCUACACCAGUGGUUUCUCUCUCAGCUGCAUGGUCUUCUUCCUCAUAUCUGUUAUCUACAAGAAGUUUGUCACGGAGUGUUCUUUAGAUCACACCUAUAAUGAAACGGCUGUCACUGAAAACAUACACAACACUACCGACGACACAUGUGAAGCCAAAUUUAUAACUAUCAACCCACAGACGGCUUUUACCAUUCCCAUUAUGGCUUUUGCUUUUGUGUGCCACCCUGAAGUGUUGCCCAUUUACACAGAACUCAAAAAUCCUAAGAAGGAACGCAUGCAAAAAAUUGCUAAUAUCUCUAUCUUGGCCAUGUUUGUCAUGUAUCUGCUGACUGCCAUCUUUGGCUACCUCACCUUCUAUGGGAAUGUGAAGUCAGAGCUUCUGGAGAUGUACAGUAAAAAAGACACCCUGAUGCUGUGUGUUCGGCUGGCUGUGCUGAUAGCAGUGACGCUGACUGUUCCAGUGGUCCUCUUCCCGAUUCGUCGUGCCAUCUUGCAGCUUCUUUUCCCUGAUCAGCCUUUCCACUGGGUGCGUCACAUCUCCAUCGCUGUAUGCCUCCUCAUCUUAGUCAACCUGCUCGUCAUUUUCGUGCCCAACAUUCGUGACAUCUUCGGCUUCAUCGGUGCCACAUCUGCUCCCAGCCUCAUUUUCAUUCUUCCGGGAAUAUUCUACAUUUGCAUCGUCCCUAAAGAAAAGGAGCCGUUGAAAUCUCGGCCAAAAAUCCAGGCACUUGCGUUUGUGACACUGGGUUUCAUCUUCAUGAUUAUGAGUUUUACGUUCAUCAUAAUAGAGUGGGUGACCGGAAAGAAGGUGUCGGGUGGCCACUGAAAGAGCUACAAAUGGACUACAACAGUUAAAGACCAAAACACAAACUCCUGAACCUAAAACC